This is a messenger RNA of Hypanus sabinus (Atlantic stingray), 5050 nucleotides long. RefSeq names its product zinc finger protein 239-like. The coding region runs from base 403 to 1020 and encodes 205 amino acids. The transcript has 2 exons. The record is from RefSeq and is a predicted model, not a curated record. NCBI's taxonomy places the organism in Eukaryota, Metazoa, Chordata, Chondrichthyes, Myliobatiformes, Dasyatidae.
AAAUGACAAGGAAUUUGUCUAUGGAAAUUCAAACAUAGCACCCCAGUUUUGCUGUCUCGGUCUAGAUGUUUAAGAAGUGGAGCAAGGGAUUUACUCGAUCAUCCUUCCUGCUCAGACUGUGGAGAGGGAUUCACUUGGUCAUCUGACCGACUGGCACGCCCAUCAUUUUACACAGGAGAGAGACCAUUCACCUGCUCAGACAGUGGGAGUGCAUUCACUCGGUCAUCUCAACUGAAGGUACUUCAGCAAGUUCACACUGGGACAAGGCCAUUCACCUGUUCUGUGUGUGAGAAGGGGUUCAGUCGGUCAUCCCACCUGUGGACACACCAGUCAGAUCACACUGGGCAAAGGUUGCUCAUCUGCUGAAUUUGUGGGAAAGUAUUCACUCAGUCAUCUGAUCUAAUGGCUCACCAGCAAGUUUACACUGGAGAUAGGCCAUUCACCUGCUCAGACUGUGGGAAGGGAUUCACUCGGUCAUCCCAUCUGAAGGUACAUCAGUUAGUUCACACUGGGGAGAGGCCAUUCACCUGCUCAGACUGUGGGAAGGGAUUCACUCAGUCAUCACACCUAUUGAGACACCAGAGAGUUCACACUAGGCAGAGGCCAUACACCUGCUCAGAAUGUGGGAAGGGAUUCACUCGGUCAUUUGAACUGAAGGUACAUCAGAGAGUUCAUACUGGGGAGAGCCCAUUCAGCUGCUCAGACUGUGGGAAGGGAUGCACUCGGUCAUCCAACCUGAAGUUACAUCAACGAGUUCACACUGGAGAGAGGCCAUUCACCUGCUCAGACUGUGGGAAGGGAUUCAGUCAAUCAUCUCAACUGAAGUUACAUCAGCGAGUUCACACUGGGGAGAGGCCAUUCACCUGCUCAGAAUGUGGGAAGGGAUUCACUCGGUCAUCUGACCUACUGCUGCAUCAGCGAGUCCACACUGGGGAGAGGCCAUUCACCUGCUCAGAAUGUGGGAAGGGAUUCACUCGGUCAUCUGACCUACUGAGACACCAGUCAGUUCACACUGGGUAGAGGCUGAUCACCUACUUAGACUCUGGAAGGAGAUUCUCUCGGUCAUCUCACCUUUAUGUGCAUCAUUGAGUUCACACUGGGGAGAGGCCGUUCAACUGCUGUGAAUGUGGGGAAGGAUUCACUCAGUAAUCUAACCUUGUGACACACUGCUGGGUUCAGACUGGAGAGAAACUUUCAAUAAGCUGCAUGCUGCAUAUUUGUUCAUCACCAUUGCUGAAUGUAAUUUCAAGAGUGACUCGUAAAUUAUUGCUGCUGAUCACCACACCCAGUUCUGCACCCUGGUCACUGGGCAUGGGAGGAGUUUCUUCUGCUGCACAUUCACCUUUAAUGGAACUGGAGUUUAAUAUUCUGGAUAUGAGAGAAAUAAGUCAGUUUUAUUUAAAACUCUGUCUCCAGUACUUGGUGAAUUUAUAACACACCUAGCAUACAGUAGAGAGCCAACUCAGGCCGGCUGGACGGUGCCAGUGACUCUGUUCCAGGACAGUCAUUUUCAUUUUUUCAACUUUUUUAUUGAUUUCCAGUAAAAAAUAUACAAAUCAGUGGAAAGGUUUAGCAAACAGAUAAUACAAUAGACAUAUAAAGAGCAAUAAAGAAAAGUAUAUAUUGUCAAAAUCAGAUAGGUUUAAAGUUAUGCAGUUAUAUAUACAGUAUAAUCAAAAAAAAACACAACUCCUCUUAACAAAUCAUUAAAAAAAUUGGAAAAUUUUAUUUAUAUGCAGGAAAACAACACUAAACUAAAUUGGAACAAAAAAAAAGAAAAGAAAAGAAAGAUUGGGCAGUCCAAUUGAGGAUAAAAUUAGAAGAAAAACAAAGAGAAAUGCAACCUUACAGUCACCUCCAAACUUUCAUGGAUAAGGAGUUUCCCGAAAGAGAAUAAAGAAAAAAUAAAUUAAAUCAUAUGAAAAUAUUGAAUAAAGGGUGACCAGACUUGCUCAAAAUUAAAAGAUGUAUCAAACGUCCAGCUUCUAAUUUUCUGCAAGCUCAGAUAUGACAUAAUGAAGGUGAGCCAAUAGAAAACAGUAGAGGAUUAGAUUCUUUCCAAUAUAACAAGACAGUACUCCUAGUCAGUGAAGUUGAAAAGGCUAUCACAUGCUGAGCGGAAGCAGAUACUCUGCCUAUUUCCUCUGGAAUAAUCCCAAAAAUUCCCGUAAGAGAAAUUGGGUUGAACAUCCACAUCUAUAACUUUAGACAAUAUUCUAAACACAUCUCUCCAAAAAUUAUUUAAGCUUAUACAUGACCAAAACUUAUGAGUUAGAGCAGCUACCUCUAUGGUAUAUCUGUCACAAAUUGGGCUUAUAUUAGGAAAUAUAUGCACCAAUUUAUCUUGGCCCUAUGUACUAUCUUAAACUGAAUAGAGAGUCAAUUUAGGCCUGCUGGACCCUGCCAGUGAUUCUGUCCCACGAAUCCUUUUAAAUCCUCCCCUGUUGUUCACCUCGUGUUCCCCCUGUAGGAUGGGUUCCAAACAGUCACCACUCUGUGGGUGAAAAGAUUCCCCUUGAAUUUUCUCCAGACAGUUGAGCUGGCUGCAGUUCUGUCUGAGAUGUUCUUUGCCCCUGAAAUCUCUGAGCUGAGGAAGAAUGACAUUUGGAUUUACUCUCCUUAUUCAUGGCUCAUUUCCUCAUUAUGGGUCAUUUUCCGUGCUUCUGAAGGGUUGUUAGAAGACAUCACUGUUCUCUAAAGACUGAAAGCAGAAUGCGAAAACAUUGGUUGGAUGUUCAAAGGAGCAGGGUCAGAAACCAGAGGUGAGUCUGCACAGGGCAGAGUUUGGGGCUCUGGACGAUGGUCGAUGUAAGAACGUAUCACAAAGAGAAGGAAAUCAGCAGCUGGGUGUGGCAAUAAAUGACAGAGUAGUAACAUUUGGAAGCUGAUUGACAGAGAAAAUAAUUUGUCUGACCAAUGACACAAACAAUACCUGUGGUGAGGUGCUCCACUUGUCAAGGAACGUGUGUGUUCAGAAUUGUUAUAUCUAUUGAGGGAUUUGCUUGUUUAUCCUGUAAUAUUAUAUCCGGAUGGUUAUUAUGGAUUGUCCUAUCUGUAAUAAUGUAUCGAUUAUCAUAUAUAUAUACUGUGAGAUUUUGACUAAGUGGAUCAGGCUGGAAAUAAUUGUACCUUAAUUAGGUUAACAUGGUCAUUCAUCCGUUUGUAUUUUAAAGCAAGAUUUUGGUGAAUGAUAUUUGCCACUUGAUUGCAGCUGCAUAAUUAAUCAGAUUGAGUUCAACUGCCGCAGGAUCCUGGAAUGUGUUGGAUUGUGUCUGGUUUCUCUUAGCAUUUUCUGCAUUGAUUGCCUUGUUUGUAUUGUAUGUAUUUUUGAUUUUUUUCCCCGCUUUUGUUAACCACCUUGUCCUGUAUUUCCGCAAGGAAUCCUUCUGUUUCUGGGAAGAGGUCUCCAACUCUCAGUCAGGUGCUCGAUAUUUCCUUUUCACCAUCUCAUCUGCUCAGAUCAUUGGGAUGUCUCCCAUGGAGGGUCAUACUCAUUCCACUAGUUCAUGUUUUCUUCCACAGUGAUGAUUCGUUUUUCUGAGAUGAUGGCGCGACGGAGCUUGCAGCGGCCAUUCCGGAGCUGAUUAUCAGUUAUUUGUCAAGCGGGGUGCCGUGCGCCAUCAUAAUCGGGUGAAAAACGGACGUGGGAGCACGGAGGAACAUCUGGAAAUCUCCAGAAGACCACUUUCGUUGCUGCUGCUGCUGUGCGGUCCGGGACUCAGCUGGGAAGAACAGGCACCCAGUCUUCGGAGUCGCGUUGGCGGGGCCGUCUUAAUACGCUCGGCAGAGGAUGGUGCUCGGAGAAGCUGUGCCGGAGGGGAUGGUCGGAGGCUCGGAGCUUCGCCGGACAUGGAGUCCGCUGCGGUCAGGUCUCUUUCACUGUGUGCUGUGUCUGCGAGGCUGAGUCGGGCGGCGCCGUGGAAGCCCUUCUGCCGCCUGCGUGGGAUGGCGAGUCUGUCGGGACCCUGGGGACUUGUGGAAACUCUGUGGUGGUUUCUGUUGAACUUAUAGUCCUUUAACAUCUUUGGACUACUUUUACUGUGCCCAUGGUCUGUUUUUUUAAUGAAUUAUGCUAUUGUUUGCACUGUUGUAACUAUGUGGUUUUGUGCAGGUCUUGUAGCUUUAGUUUUUGGUCUUGUUUUGUCUGGUAGCUUUGGAGCUCCUUUCCGGGGAACGUGCUAAGAUAGUAACGCGAUAUUAAUACGCAGCAGCCUCUCCAGACUCUGGAUUGGGGAUUGCCAAACGUUAUGUGGAUUUUCCGGUGUAGUCUGUUUUGUCCUGUGCUUUUGUGAUAUCAUUCUGGAGAAACGUUGUCUCAUUUUUUUAACUGCAUUGCAUUUGUGGUUUCUAAAUGACAAACUGAAUCUGAAUAUAAUAACGUGUUUUGAUUUACUUUGUUUAUUUGUGCGUGGCUCAUCGGAGGAUGUUGUCCUUUCUUUCAUAAGUAGUUGUGUGUUGUGUGUGUUGUUUGUGCUGCUGUUCUUUACAACCCGGCUUGGAGAAACCUUGUCUAGUUUGUCGGAGUGCAUGUGUAUUAUUAAAUGACAGUAAACUCGACUGGAGUUAGCUAGGCCACACCAGCCUCCGAGAAAAACAUAGACUGACUGCCCAAACAAUGUUCAAACAAAAGAAAGGUGAGGAAUCUCAGAGUCUAUAUCCUCACCUAGACAGCCAGUGCCCAGGCAGGAAUCAGGUCUGGACAAAGUUUUCCCGUCUUUGUGACUCCUUUCCUUGACGGCACUCCUUCUAACCGUCAUUCACGCUCUCCCUCCCUCCGAACAUUAUUCACGACCAUCACCCUCGCUCUGUCUCUCUGGCAUCGAACCGCCAUCCCUACGGAUGAAAUUCACUAAUAUAAGGUUUACAGGGCUGUAUGUUGCUUAAGCUUUGGGAGAUUGUGGAUUUCUGCGUUUUCCACGAAAUAAUAUCGUGCCUGUCACUUCUGUUCCUCAGAACCAUAAUACAGCUGCGCAAAUGAGAUGAGUUUAAACCGAUGAACAAUAAGUCAUGAAAAUAAACAUUGUGAACUAACUCCUUUGUUCUGCUAAGA